UUAGUGACUACGGUUGUCCAGCAGUUUUCGCGUCGCUGUCUCUGUCAAGUGUCUGUACAAGUUCCGUGUCACACAGUAAAGCAAAAGUAUCGUUUAAAAUGUCUUAUAAACCAGUAACACACGUGCUUUUUGAUAUGGACGGGUUAUUAUUAGAUACAGAGAGGUUGUACACUGUUGCCUACCAGCAAGUCUGUGACAGGUUCAAUAAGCAGUAUACCUGGGAAGUGAAGUCCUCUGUGAUGGGCAAGAAAGCUCUGGAGGCUGCCAGGAUCAUAAGAGACAAAAUUGAUCUCCCCAUGACCCCCGAAGAGCUAUUGGAGGAGACCAGACAAAUUCAGGAGCGAUUAUUUCCCACAGCCUCUCUAUUGCCAGGUGUAGAAAAGCUUGUCAAUCAUCUACACAAGCAUGGGAUUCCUAUUGCUGUUGGCACAAGCUCAGCAGGUCUAACCUUCGAGAUGAAGACCAGCCGUCAUAAAGUGUUCUUUAGCCUCUUCAGUCACAUUGUACUUGGAGAUGAUCCUGAAGUAAAGAAUGGCAAGCCACACCCUGACAUUUUUGUGGUUUGUGCCAAGAGAUUCUCUCCCCCAGCCAACCCUGAACAGUGCCUGGUUUUUGAAGAUGCUCCAAAUGGGGUAAAGGCGGGUCUGGCAGCUGGAAUGCAGGUGGUGAUGAUCCCGGAUGAUAACUUGGACCGCAGCCUCACCCAGGAGGCCACCUUGCUGCUUAGAAGCAUGGAAGAGUUCAGACCAGAACUUUUCGGUCUCCCAGCCUACCCAUAAGGACAGUAAUCACCACAGUGAUUUAAAUUCUACUACGCUAUAUCUUGUCAAUUUUUUAAAAAUGGAAUCAGGCUGCAGUGUAGCUCCUGCAAUCAAAAACAAGAGAAACUAAUCUCAACCAUUAUUUCUGUCAGCCAUGGAUUUGCUGUUCAGGGACACAACAGAAUGCUGAUUGUUUCGAUUUUUUUUUUUUUUUUUUUUUAGCCAA
This is a messenger RNA of Onychostoma macrolepis, 987 nucleotides long. RefSeq names its product pseudouridine 5'-phosphatase (gene pudp). Lineage: Eukaryota; Metazoa; Chordata; Actinopteri; Cypriniformes; Cyprinidae. The transcript has 4 exons. Gene Ontology annotation, molecular function: phosphatase activity. The coding region runs from base 99 to 779 and encodes 226 amino acids. The record is from RefSeq and is a predicted model, not a curated record.